Messenger RNA from Raphanus sativus (radish), 996 nucleotides. RefSeq lists its product as uncharacterized. The transcript has a single exon. Bases 1 to 996 code for a protein of 331 amino acids. Lineage: Eukaryota; Viridiplantae; Streptophyta; Magnoliopsida; Brassicales; Brassicaceae. Gene Ontology annotation, molecular function: zinc ion binding; nucleic acid binding. The record is from RefSeq and is a predicted model, not a curated record.
AUGUCAAAGUUUACUAGUCUUGAAUUUGAAGUUCUUGAUAUCACUGGAAACAAUUACUUGGCUUGGGCAUUAGAUGCCGAAUUUUCCCUUAGUGCAAAGGGACUUGAAGCUACAAUCCUAGAAGGAAAUAAAGCUGAAAGCCAAGAUAAAGCAAAAGCUAUGAUACUCCUUCGUCAUCACCUCCAUGUAGAUCUCAAGAAUGAGUACUUGACGGUGAAAGAUCCACAAAUCCUUUGGAACAACUUAAAGGAAAGGUAUGACCACCAGAAAACUGUGAUUUUACCUAAAGCUCGGUAUGAAUGGACACAUCUGAGGUUACAAGACUUUAAGUCUGUAAGUGAGUACAACUCAGUCUUGUUCAAAAUUACCUCCAAAUUGGAGUUAUGUGGAGAGAAAAUCACGGAAGCUGAUAAGUUAGAGAAGACAUUCUCUACUUUUCAUGCAAAUAAUCUUGUCCUGCAGACACAAUACCGUGAAAAGGGAUUCCAGAAGUAUUCCCAACUUAUAUCUUGUCUCCUUGUGGCUGAGCAAAACAAUGAGCUUUUGAUUAAAAAUCAUGGACUACGUCCAACUGGUUCUGCUCCAUUCCCUGAAGCGAAUGUGACUGAACAGAACAACACGGGCCGCAGAAAUGGCUACACUCGUGGUCGCGGUCGUGGUCGUGGACAUGGUCGUGGAGAUACACGUGGACGUGGAUAUGGUCAAAUUCGAGUCCGAGGAGUUUCUUUUAAGAACUCUAACUCUCACCAGAAAUGGGAAAACAAGGAUGGUAACAAACAAGCAACUGAAUGCUACCGAUGUGGAAGUAAAGACCAUUGGGCUCGUACGUGCCGUACACCAAAGCAUCUUGUUGACCUGUAUCAAAAAUCAGUGAAACAAAAGGGAAAGAAUGUGGAAACAAAUAUGGUGUACGAAGGUGGAGAGGGAGACUUUGAUAUGGUUGAUGCCACCCACCUUGACAUUUCCGAUUUUCUCAUUGACGAAGAGAAAAAGUGA